GCUGCAGCGGGGGCCGGCGCCGGAGUCGGGGAUUCGACCGGCUGUGCAGACCCAGUGCUGGACCAGCGGCGGUCCGGGCAACCUCAGGCUGCGCGCGCGCCCGCUGUUCAGGGUACCCCAGGCCGAGGCGCCGACAACUGCUGGAGGCCGGUGGGUGGGCGGAGGGAGGCCAGAAGGGCGCGGGCGCCCUGUGUGUGGAGUGGCGGAGGCGGCCGGGGGCCGGGACGCCAUGUCCAUGGAGGACCCCUUCUUUGUGGUGAAAGGAGAGGUACAGAAAGCAGUCAACACUGCCCAGGGGUUGUUUCAGAGAUGGACAGAGCUUCUCCAGGACCCCUCUGCAGCAACAAGGGAAGAGAUCGACUGGACCACCAACGAGCUGAGAAACAACCUCCGAAGCAUAGAGUGGGAUCUGGAGGACCUUGACGAGACCAUCAGCAUAGUUGAAGCGAAUCCUAGAAAAUUCAACCUUGACGCAACUGAGUUGAGUAUAAGAAAAGCCUUCAUUACAAGUACUCGGCAAGUUGUCAGGGACAUGAAGGAUCAGAUGUCAACUUCAUCUGUGCAGGCAUUAGCUGAAAGGAAAAAUAGACAGGCACUGCUGGGAGACAGCGGCAGCCAGACCUGGAGCACAGGAACGACAGAUCAGUACGGGCGCCUUGAUCGAGAGCUGCAGUUAGCCAAUUCCCAUUUCAUCGAGGAGCAGCAGGCGCAGCAGCAGUUGAUCGUGGAACAGCAGGAUGAGCAGUUGGAGCUGGUCUCUGGCAGCAUCGGGGUGCUGAAGAACAUGUCCCAGCGCAUUGGAGGGGAGCUGGAGGAGCAGGCAGUCAUGCUGGAUGAUUUCUCUCACGAGUUGGAGAGCACUCAGUCUCGGCUAGACAAUGUGAUGAAGAAACUUGCAAAAGUGUCUCACAUGACCAGUGAUCGGCGCCAGUGGUGUGCCAUCGCCGUCCUCUUCGCGGUCCUGCUGGUCGUACUGAUCCUGUUCUUGGUGCUGUGAUGAUGGCGUCGUGGCCGAGGGUUCCUCCUGCACGUGAGCCCGGGGAGGAGCAGCGCGCACGCUCGGCGCCCCAAGCCCCUCUCCUGGAAGCGUGUGGCUGCGCUGGCUUUUCUGACUCCACCCAGAUGGCUCCUCCCUCCGCGCUGGCAGGACUGGCGAGAAGAGGAAGAGGGACUGCACCCCUGGCUGGACGACACCCCUGCUGCCCGUUCUGUCUGGGGGACACGAGCCACUGCUUUGCCUCGCUGGACCGCGUUCCUGAGGAGGGACCGAGGCACCCGGAGGGAUCGGCGUCGCCCCUGGAGCUGUGCUGCCGCUCAUUUCAUCGUCUCCGGCAGCUCUUUUCCUCUGCUGUCCCCUCACAAGGCGCCCGUGGAGAAUGCGGCGGCUGGGUCUGCUUCGUUUCCGUUGCUUUAGCCUUUCUUACUCCCUGAGAGCUGGCUAUUGAUGAGGACAGAGCUCAGAAGCAGUUUGUGACAGCAAAUGCAGUGUUUCAUUUUUCAGGGAUCAGUGCUGAGAUAAAAUUGCAUUUCCAGGUGCUUUUUUUUUGGGGGGGGUGGGAAAUAGUGAAACACCCUGGGGGUGCUGACCGUGUUUGGCUUUAGUGGCUGAGAGCAAUUAAAAGCACAGCGGGACCUGCACUGGUGCAGCCUGGGGAAGGGUGACAGUGUGGCCAGAGGCGGGGCCAGACCUGCUGAUUUCACCUCACUUCCCAGGGCUUCCUUCCCAGCGGUGCAACUUACAUUUUUAGGGUAACCUUUCAUAUACUGUUGCUGAUCAGUGCAGCAGCGCACUCACAUGGAUUAGGAUGCCGGCUUAUUCUCACGGACACUCAUUUUAUUCCGUUGGCAGUCUACACUGGGGGAUGGGGUUGGAGUGGUUAGUACAUUUAUUACAUUUAGCAGAAACCAUCUUGACACAAAAAGGCUAUUUCUGGACCAGAUUUCUCUUACCCUGUGAGUAAUGGCAAUAUGGGUAAGUGAACUUGAUUCUUUUCUUCCUGAAGAUAUCAGCUUGACUGGAUCAUCCAUUCUAAUAACUGAGCCAAUCCAAAUUUAAUGAUAGGAUGCUUUAAUUGAGCUUAAGUAGCUGAAACUGCUGAGACACUAAACGUCAAGCUUCUGAUGACUUUAAAGGCCUCAAAUGCGCACAUGUAUAUAGAAUAUUUUUUAUAACUUCCCUGAUGCAUAACCUGGUGUUAAAGUAGUGGCUGGACCCAGAGCCACAGCUCGGCAGUGGGGCUUCCGGCCUCUCCACUGCUGUCUUUUGCACUUGGAAAGAACAGCAGCCCCUGGGCGGCGUAAGCCUCGACUCCUCCUUUCUUUUCCUGCUUCCCUCGGCACUCUUUUUUUUUCCUUACCAUUCUCUGUUUUGUUUGUAUUUCUUAUGGUUUUGUUUUGGGGUUUUGGGGAGUUCCCCUUUUUUGUGAUUUGCAACAAACGCGCUUGCCCAGCUAACUUUUGAAUUGCACUUUUUAAUAAAUAUUUGUAACAAUU
Molecule: messenger RNA, 2493 nt
Organism: Sciurus carolinensis (gray squirrel)
Lineage: Eukaryota; Metazoa; Chordata; Mammalia; Rodentia; Sciuridae
Gene: Stx6
Product: syntaxin 6
Exons: 8
Coding region: 230-997 (255 amino acids)
Biological process (GO): Golgi vesicle transport; intracellular protein transport
Cellular component (GO): membrane
Molecular function (GO): SNAP receptor activity
Source: RefSeq, a predicted model, not a curated record